AUUACGACAACACCUCCCCGUCGGAACAGAGCCCCCUCACCCUGAACAAGGUAAGUUAUGGCACAGGCUUUCGGCGGAAGGGGGCACGUCACAAGGGACAAUGAAAUAAUUACCAAAAGAUAUAAGCAAGAAUAGCAAGGCAAGAGGAAGGUUAAGCUUUUUAUCUCUCCAUCUCUCCCUCUCCACAUUUCCUUCUUCCUCUACUAAUUCUCACGCCGGAGGGUUCACUGGGGGACUGCCCCGUUCCCCUUUGGACUUGCAUGCAGGUCAUUUGACGAAAUCAUCACCCUAAACCGGAAUUUGAAGAGCCUGGACCAGCCCGACCCAUCCACCCGGUACGGAUAGCAUUAUCAACCCUACUCGCAUCUAAAAGUAAUGUUAGGAAUUUCAAUUUUUCUACUAAAUGUGAGACAUCUAAUUAUUUAUUUGACAUUUUUCAGGAUCUAAUACUUCUUCUAAAUGGACGAACUGUACGAAAUCUUUUGGAUUGUCCCGAAAAAGAAAACUCAUUAGUCAAAAUCACUAACAAGGAAACAAUGUAUUGCGGAUCUAAAAAAUUUAGAUAAAAAUAUUUGACUUAUUCUCUCGAUAACAAACUGCCUUAUCACUAGCCAAACAAAAUGACCUUCCCAUUGCAGAUCUCUUUUGAGUGUUGAACAUCUUUCAAAUCGCCAUUGUUAAUUGCCACCGUCUUCUUUCCCAGUAUCAUCAAUGGCAACAAAGAUCGACAACGAUAUCUCAAGGAUUGAAAAAGGUGCAAUCACUUCCACCAACUCAGAUUCCAAGAAAGAUGACAGCUUUUGGACAUCAACCACAGUAGUCGUCACGUUUCAGAAGGUGAUUGCAGAGGUGAUCGGUACGUAUUUUGUGAUCUUCAUCGGCUGUGGAUCGGUUGUUGUCAACAAGUUAUACGACGGCACAGUUACAUUUCCAGGGAUAUGUGUAACAUGGGGACUAAUAGUGAUGGUAAUGGUUUACUCCGUAGGUCACAUAUCUGGGGCUCAUUUCAAUCCGGCGGUCACCAUCACUUUCGCCAUCUUUCGCCGGUUUCCAUGGUGGGAGGUGCCAUUAUACAUAGCAGCACAAUUAAUAGGUUCGGUAUUAGGGAGUUGCACACUGUCUCUAAUAUUUGAAGUAACAAGUGAAGCUUACUUUGGAACUGUACCAGCUGGAUCUAAUCUCCAAUCUUUUGUCCUGGAAUUCAUCAUCUCUUUCCUUCUCAUGUUCGUCAUCUCCGGUGUUGCUACUGAUAAUCGAUCGGUAGGAGAGCUGGCAGGGAUUGCUGUUGGAAUGACAAUAACGUUAAACGUCUUCGUUGCCGGACCAAUUUCAGGAGCAUCAAUGAACCCAGCCAGAAGUAUUGGACCAGCCAUUGUUAAACAUGUUUACAAGGGACUGUGGGUCUAUAUAAUUGGCCCACUAUGCGGAACCAUAGCUGGUGGGUUUACGUAUAACUUGAUCAGAUUUACUGAUAGACCCCUUCGCGAACUCACAAAGAGCUCAUCUUUCCUCAGGAGCUUAUCAAAAAGUUAGGGAUAAUUCUCGAGUGGUCAAAGCAUAUGGUAUGUCAUUUACUUAUGUAUUUUUGUGACUUAAGUUAUACAUUUUUGUGAUAACUUACGACACAUUUUUAUGAGUUAACUUACGCAAAUAAGUUACACGAUUUUGUAAGGUGACUUACGUAUGUUUGUAAAAACUUAUACUAAAUUGUGAUUUUUCAAAUUUUUAUUAAUUAAUUUGUAGGCUAAGUUGUGAUUUCUUAA
Camellia sinensis is the source of this 1763-nucleotide messenger RNA. Lineage: Eukaryota; Viridiplantae; Streptophyta; Magnoliopsida; Ericales; Theaceae. The record is from RefSeq and is a predicted model, not a curated record.